CUUACUUCUUUCAGAGGUUUAUUCAUAACACAUCUCUUGCAAAACAGCUAAACAGUUCCCCUGUACAGCGUGAGUAAGACGAUUUAAUUAAAAUGGAUAUCUCUUCUGAAGACUAUGACAACUACUCCAGUGCAUAUGAUUACUAUGCUUUUGAGGAGACACCCCAUGAUUCUGCAUUCCCUCAUGCGCUCCACAUCGUGUCCAUUGUAAUCUACUCCUUGGCAUUUAUUUUAGGAGUUCCUGGAAAUGCUAUGGUCAUCUGGUUUACUGGCUUCCGAUGGGAAAAAACUGUCAGCACUCUUUGGUUUCUCAACUUGGCCAUUGCUGAUUUGAUCUUCGUUUUAUUCCUUCCCUUGCAUAUCACUUAUGUAGCCACUGACUUUCACUGGCCUUUUGGAAAAUAUUUCUGCAAGAUCAACUCUUUCAUUGCUCUGCUCAACAUGUUUGCUAGUGUUUUCUUCCUUACUGUGAUUGGCCUGGAUAGGUACCUGUUUUUGGCUCACACAAGGUUUGUACAGAGACACAGGACUCUAAGAAAAUCUAUGAUUUUGAAUGGAAUUGUCUGGAUAUGCGCUGGCAUUAUUGCUGCUCCUGCACUUUAUUACAGAGACACAACUGAAAUUGGCAACUCAGUCACCAUCUGCUUCAACAACUUCCAUGACUAUGACCAUUCUGUCAUGAAGAGGACUCACACUGCUCUUACACUAAUAAGGUUCUUUAUUGGAUACCUUUUUCCUCUUUUGACUAUGAUUUUGUCUUACUCGUUACUUGCCAUCAGGAUAAAGGACAAAAAUGCACUGGGUUGUAGUAAAUUCUUCUGGACUGUCUUUUCUAUUGUCGUUGCUUUUUUUGUUUGUUGGACUCCCUACCAUAUUUUUAGUUUGCUGGAGCUGAACAUCCAUCACAGUCCUGAAUUCCGUGAGUGGAUUAGAAUUGGUAUGCCUAUAUCCACAAGUCUGGCCUUUAUUAACAGUUGCCUUAACCCAAUCAUUUAUGUUCUUAUAAGCAAGGCAUUCAUGGUACAUUUGGAAGCCUCAGUAGCAGAGAUAUUUAAAUACACACUUCGAGAUAUAAGUCAGACAGGUGUUAAAAGUGAGCAGCGGGUAGACUCCAAAAGCAAUCCAACUGUCUGUGAGACAGUGUGGUGAGACAGUAUGGUGAAUAAAAGGAGAAAUGAGAAUAAAUAAUUCUACAAUUUUCCAUUUUCUUAUGUCCCAACAGUGUUGAAUAACAAACAAUGUAUACACAAAAGUGCAGCUGUUUAUUUUGUAAACCAGGAAACAUCUACAGCUUAAAUGUAAUUACCAAUCACUAUCCUUGGCAAUUUAGUUUCCUUAAAACUAUAGUAGCUAAAAAUAUUUAUUUCUAAGGUCCUUAUAACAACUUUUAAUACAGUGUAACAGAGCAUAUAUCUGGGUGACUUGUAAAGAAAUUUGGACACUAGCAGCUACAGGUAUAUUUGCUUUUUACACUCCUGAAAAAAAUCAACACUUACUGGCUCUGCUUGAUCAUAUUUGGAGUAGUUUAUCUGUGCCAGUGACUGCCAUUGAUUGUGUUUGCUACUAGCAGUGCAAUAAGCAAGCACUGAUAUACUGAUAUAUUCUUGACACUAUAUCUUUUACUAUAGCAGUAGUGAGUUAUGUUAUUGUAGCACUUGUAUAUUUUAUCUCAUUUUUUCUUUUGAUAAUGACAUUAACCUGUUACGUUCUAUCACAAAGUAUUACCAUUAGUAAUCCAGCCAUACACCUCACUGAAAGAUCUGUUCAUUUUUGCGGCUAGCAGAUCUUUGUAUGACAUGGAACCCGAGAUGCUGGGGAAACAUGGACUGAUCCAAUGAUCAGAGUGUCUUUAUUUAGAAUUACUCCAUGUCCAAGCUCACUAUUAAGGAUUUAUUCAGGUCAGAAGGGGGCUGUUUUGGUCCCAUACAGGGGAAGAUAAGCUGCAAGCUUGUCAAUGAGUGGCCAAUUUGACUGGAAAUAUUGGCCCAUGUAUGAACAUCUUUAUUAUGAACCCUUUCGUUGUAUAUUUUAUAAAUAUAUCACUCAAUUUCCUUACUAUAGCGUUCAUUCUACCAAAAUAAUACUUUGUAGUACAGGUAGAAAGGUCUAUUGAUUUUGUUCUUCGUGAGCAGACAGAAUCUUUGAAGUAAAAGUAACGUAGGUGUUAAAAUGCACUACUACAGUUACCCAUAGCAUACAUUUGGAUAUUUGUUUUUAAAAUGUAACUUGCAGACCUGCACCAAAACGAAUUGCCAAAAGGUUAUUAUUGGUAACUACACAGGAAAAUUUUACCUAUUACAGUAAGGUAACCCCACUACUAAUGUAGUAACAUGGGCUAAAUUUGCCCUAACCCUAGCAACCAGUGAUUUCAUCGAUGUACCUGCUAUAGUUUAGUUAAAUGUAGCUGUUGAUUUGUUGCUGUGUUAUUAGACUGGGACACAAUACUGAGCGGCAAGAAGCCAUCCAGCAAUAAACCUUGAUCAGUCUAGCAUGGUUAGAAUGUUGAAAGCAAAUUUUUCAUUGGCUGCUAUGGGUUAUUGGACCUUGGCAAGAUGUUGCAUAUAUUGAUAGUUUAGCAACAAGUACCUUUAGCAGAGUACAAGGAGUUCAAACAGGAAUCAAAGCAAAGCUACUGUGACUGCAAGUUCACUUACGAAAGGGGUUUGAAAAAAGAACAAAGUAAUGAACAAAAGAAAGAAAAAUAGAAGAAAACUGCAUUGACAUAUCUGACCAAUUGCAGAAUUUUAUUGACAUUUAUAUCCAGUGUUUGUAAAAAUUGUAUUUUUAAAUAAAGAUAUGAAGCACAUGACAGAAAAUUAUUUGAACUUCAGGUAUCCACAUACCACACAGCUUUCCCAUGGACUGGUCAAAGAAUAAAUCAUGUCUUAUAUUGA
Messenger RNA from Xenopus laevis (African clawed frog), 2893 nucleotides. It is a transcript of the gene cmklr2.S, whose product is annotated as G protein-coupled receptor 1 S homeolog. The coding region runs from base 93 to 1148 and encodes 351 amino acids. NCBI's taxonomy places the organism in Eukaryota, Metazoa, Chordata, Amphibia, Anura, Pipidae. The transcript has 2 exons. Gene Ontology annotation, biological process: positive regulation of cytosolic calcium ion concentration; phospholipase C-activating G protein-coupled receptor signaling pathway; G protein-coupled receptor signaling pathway. The record is from RefSeq and is a predicted model, not a curated record. Gene Ontology annotation, cellular component: membrane; plasma membrane. Gene Ontology annotation, molecular function: G protein-coupled receptor activity; complement receptor activity.